AUGGCACCGCGCUCCCAGCUAGAGAUUCAUACUGCUUCAGUCCUACGACUGGUUAAGGAAGAGGCAUCGUAUCGCAGCGAGCUGGACCAGCAGCAAAAGAGAAUCCAAAAGCUGGAGGCUCAAGAUCCCAGUGAAGAUGUGAAUAGGGAGUAUACUCUAAAGCAGGAGUGUCUUGCCCUUGAAGAGACCAAGAGAGUCUUGCCCACCCUCAAGGUGAAGAUCGAAGAAGCUAUUGCCAAGCUUAAUAGCCUACUGGUUGAGGAGGGCAAGAAGGGCGCCGAAAGCAACGUUGAACAAAUUAAUGCCGCAAAAGACGCCAUUGCGAAAGCUAGAACUGCUGAGAGAGAAAUUGCCUGA
Molecule: messenger RNA, 357 nt
Organism: Aspergillus ochraceoroseus IBT 24754
Lineage: Eukaryota; Fungi; Ascomycota; Eurotiomycetes; Eurotiales; Aspergillaceae
Product: putative tubulin-specific chaperone Rbl2
Exons: 3
Coding region: 1-357 (118 amino acids)
Biological process (GO): post-chaperonin tubulin folding pathway; tubulin complex assembly
Cellular component (GO): microtubule cytoskeleton; cytosol
Molecular function (GO): beta-tubulin binding
Source: RefSeq, a predicted model, not a curated record